Molecule: messenger RNA, 1086 nt
Organism: Thecamonas trahens ATCC 50062
Lineage: Eukaryota; Apusomonadida; Apusomonadidae
Exons: 1
Coding region: 385-939 (184 amino acids)
Molecular function (GO): protein binding
Source: RefSeq, a predicted model, not a curated record
CCCCCCUCACCCCCUUCUCGCCCCUCGACCCCCCGCCUCUUACCCCCGCGUGUGUGUGGUGACGACCUGGAUAUCACAAAGGUCACCAAGCCCACACUCUCACACCAAGCCUCUCCCGCAUUCGACACUCGACACUCGACACUCUCGCUCGUUCGGCACUCUCGCUCGCCAGCUCGCCAGCUCUCGCUCGCUUUCUCGUUCGCUUGCACACACCCUUGCACUCUCGCACGUGCUCAUUUCCUUCUCGUUCGGCUCGGCUCGGCUCGGCUCGGCUCAUCUCGACUCGCCUCGUCUUGUCUCGUCUCGUCUAGGCUAGGCUAAUCUGCUCACGCUCGCUCGGCUUCCUCUCUGCUUGUGCUUUGAUACUCUCUGCUCGACGACAACAUGGCGACGAUCAAGGUCAAGUCUGUGUUUGAUUACACAGCUGAGAAUGAUGAUGAGCUCUCGUUUGACGUGGGAGAGAUCAUCCAAGUCCUCAACAAUGAUGACGCUGGCUGGUGGGUCGGCGUCAUUCUCAAGGGCGGCAAGGCCCGUGGAGAAAAGGGCUGGUUUCCUUCAAACUUUGUAGAGCCGUACAAUGAGGCCGAUGACUCGGCCAACGAGGAUCCUCCUCCGCUGCCCAAGCGGUCCAAGGCUGCUGCUCCUCCCCUGCUGCUGCUGCUACUACUACCACUCCGUCGUCGGCCCAGGCCGAGAGCACCAAUUCGGCCAAGGCAAGGCCGAAGGACAAAGCCCCGGCUUUGCCUCCGGGUGGAGCGGCGGCGGCCACCACCACCAAGCGGAAGGGUCCGCCGCCCGGAGCGGUGGCUAUCGGUCCCAUGGCGGCCAUGCCCAUUGCGACGGCCAUGUCGGGCUCGAGCCCGCCACCGGCAGUCACCAACGUGCCGGCUGAUGAGGCGCCCGAGGCAAACCGCUCGCGGAAGAAGACCAUGGGCGUGAACCCGCUGAUGGCUGGCGGCGGCAUGAGCGAGCUGCAAAAGAAGAUGGCGGCACGCAAGGCCGGUGGCGGAGCCACGCCAGCCGACCCGGCCGCCAAAAAGGCUCCGCCGCUUCCGGCCAAGAACUCGUCGUCGCCGCAGGGUGGCA